AUGGAUGAGCAGAUAAAAGGGUACUUGAAUAAUUUUAAAAACAAGGUGGGUAAAACCAUUUUGAUAUCGUCAGGUAAGAAUAACCAUAAAAUAGAUAUAAAUUAUGUAAAAGAGGUUUUAAUAAAGUCUAAUAUAAAAAGACAUAUAGAAAUAAAUAAUAAAUUUGUUGAAUUAUUUAAAAGGUUAAAUAAAAAUAUUAAUUGUUUAAGUGAAUUACAUAAUAUUUUAUGUUUAGAAAAGAAUAAGCAUAUUGAUAAAUAUGAGAAUUUAUUGAGUAAGGAAUAUUUCUUUGAGAAAAAAAAAAAGGAAGAAAGUUAUAUAAACGAAAAAUAUUGUUUCAUUGAAAAUAUAAUAAAGAGUAUGAGAACGAUUCUUUUAAAAUGUGAUGAAAUUCUAGAUAUAUUUAAAGAAUUAUAUUUAUUCUUUUAUUUGUACCUAUAUAAAUUUGCUUGUAAUAUAAAUGACUUCGUGGGAUAUUUAUAUAAUCAUAAGGAUGUUGAAGAAAAUAAAAAAUUAAAACUUUUAUCAAUGAUGAAUAAUAAGAGUAAUAGUAAUAAUUAUAAAAAUAAUGAUAACACAUGUAAUAAUAAUCAUAAUAAUUAUAAAAAUAAUGAUAACAUAUGUAAUAAUAAUCAUAACAAUUGUAAUAUUUUAUUUGAUAACCCUUGUUGUUUUAAUAAAAAUUUACUUUGUGAAAUAUUUUGCCUAAAUAAGAUAUGUGAAGAAGAGUUAGCUCAUUUUUACCCACAAAAAUUAUUUCUGUCAAAGUUUUAUAAUAAUAAAAGCAUUAAUAAAUUCUUAAAAUUUAUUUUACUUAAAGAAAAAGAGGAAUUUAAUUUUAUAUAUUUAAAAGAAGUAGAACUUUUUUUUUUGUUAACAUGUGUAUUAUAUUAUAUGGAAAGAGAUAUGAAUCUUAAGGUUCAUAUGAACGAAGUAAUAAUGAAACAUAUUAAUAAGAAUAUCACAGGAGAAAAGAAGGAAAAGAUAAAUAAAAAUAAUAAAUAUUUAUUUGAUAUAAACAAUACUUUGGAUGAACAGAUUUUUAAAAAUUAUUCAAAAACCAUUUUUUAUAAUCCCUACAUGAAUAAAAUGAAAAAAAUAUCUUAUAUUAUAUGA
This is a messenger RNA of Plasmodium falciparum 3D7, 1116 nucleotides long. RefSeq lists its product as uncharacterized. The record is from RefSeq and is a predicted model, not a curated record. NCBI's taxonomy places the organism in Eukaryota, Apicomplexa, Aconoidasida, Haemosporida, Plasmodiidae.